Molecule: messenger RNA, 3152 nt
Organism: Aethalodelphis obliquidens (Pacific white-sided dolphin)
Lineage: Eukaryota; Metazoa; Chordata; Mammalia; Artiodactyla; Delphinidae
Gene: NCK2
Product: NCK adaptor protein 2
Exons: 5
Coding region: 974-2104 (376 amino acids)
Biological process (GO): negative regulation of endoplasmic reticulum stress-induced eIF2 alpha phosphorylation; ephrin receptor signaling pathway; positive regulation of translation in response to endoplasmic reticulum stress
Cellular component (GO): cytoplasm
Molecular function (GO): signaling adaptor activity; receptor tyrosine kinase binding
Source: RefSeq, a predicted model, not a curated record
CCGGCUCGUCCCCUCCCUGGGCCGGGCGGGCCUGCGCGGCGGUCCCGGGACUGGGCCCGCGCGGGGGCGCGGAGCGGGGGCCGGGCGCGCCCCCGGGGAGGACCGCGCGGAUCGCAGGCUCCGCUCAGGACGCGGGAGGCGAGCGCGGCCCACGGAACUUCUGUGGGUCGCGACUGUUUGCGAACCCUUGCGGAGCUGCUGUCACUUGGCGUACGGGAGGCUCUCCGGGCCGGGGCGCUUUGUGCCGGAGCCGGACUCCGCAUCCUGUCCGAGAUCACCGGCCCCGGAAACAAAGUUUCUCACGAUCGCGCUGCCCUGGGCUUAUUCUGGGCGAUCGAACCACCCAGCGGUUCUGGAAGAAUUCGGUGUGUGACUUGAGGGCGUAGACGGUAACUCCCCUGGUGAGCGCAGUCGGCGUGGAGUGUGCGGGGGGUGUGAUCGCAAAACGCUUUCGUUUGUGGACCGUGGAGAUCGCCCUGGAAGGGCUGCGCGAGUGCCCGGGGGUUCCGGACUCACUGGCGUCUCUACAGCGCGGGGGACAAAGCAGGAGCGGGCGCGUGUCGGCCUCUGGCACCCAGGACAGGUCAGGUCGGCAGUGUCCCCCGUAUUUGGCUUUGUUUAUUUUGCCAACAGGUUUAAGGCUGAACCUGGCAAGUUUGCGUCUGCACAGCGGGAUGAGCAGGCCGCAGCGCUGGGCCCGCGCAGGCCCACCCCUUCCUUUGACCCCAAAGAAACUGCACCCUGAGAGGCCACCGUGUGUGGCUUGCGGGACCCACAGAUUUCCCAUGUUCCUUUUCUACAAGUGAUUUCCCAGAUCAUAACCCUCCGCUGAGGUUUGAGUUGGAUUUGAGAAUUUGGAGAAUUCCUGCAGCUUGGUGACUUCGCGGGUGCUGUCAGUUGAAGAAUUCACUUGCGGAGGAGCUCCGUGUGUGCGUCCUGUCUCAUAACUGAGUGCCGAAGGACUCCAUGAAAGAUGACAGAGGAGGUCAUCGUCAUAGCCAAGUGGGACUACACGGCGCAGCAGGACCAGGAGCUGGACAUCAAGAAGAACGAGCGCCUGUGGCUGCUGGACGACUCCAAGACCUGGUGGCGGGUGCGCAACGCGGCCAACAGGACAGGCUACGUGCCGUCCAACUACGUGGAGAGGAAGAACAGCCUGAAGAAGGGCUCCCUCGUGAAGAACCUCAAGGACACGCUCGGCCUCGGCAGGACCCGCAGGAAGACAAGCGCCCGAGAUGCAUCGCCCACACCCAGCAUGGACGCGGAGUUCCCCGCCAACGGAGGCGGCGCCGACCGCAUCUACGACCUCAGCAUCCCGGCCGUGGUCAAGUUCGCGUACGCGGCCGAGCGCGAGGACGAGCUGUCGCUGGUGAAGGGCUCGCGCGUCACCGUCAUGGAGAAGUGCAGCGACGGCUGGUGGCGGGGCAGCUACAACGGGCAGGUGGGCUGGUUCCCAUCCAACUACGUGCUGGAGGAGCUGGACGAGGCGGCCGCCGACGCGCCCGGGGGCCCGAGCCUGCGGCCCAGCGCCGCGCUCAGCAACGGCCAGGGCGCGCGGGUCCUGCACGUGGUGCAGACGCUGUAUCCCUUCAGCUCGGUCACCGAGGAGGAGCUCAACUUCGACAAGGGCGAGACCAUGGAGGUGAUCGAGAAGCCCGAGAACGACCCCGAGUGGUGGCGCUGCCGCAACGCGCGCGGCCAGGUCGGCCUGGUGCCCAAGAACUACGUGGUGGUGCUGAGCGAGGGCCCGGCCCUGCACGCCGGCUCUGGCCCCUCGGGGCCUGCGCGCGCCGGCCGGUUCGCGGGCCGCGAGUGGUACUACGGGAACGUGACGCGCCACCAGGCCGAGUGUGCGCUCAACGCGCGGGGCGUGCAGGGCGACUUCCUCGUCCGCGACAGCGAGUCCUCGCCCAGUGACUUCUCCGUGUCUCUCAAAGCAUCAGGGAAGAACAAGCAUUUCAAGGUGCAGCUGGUGGACAACGUCUACUGCAUCGGGCAGCGGCGCUUCCACACCAUGGACGAGCUGGUGGAUCACUACAAGAAGGCCCCCAUCUUCACCAGCGAGCACGGGGAGAAGCUCUACCUCGUCCGGGCGCUGCAGUGAGCCCAGUGGACGCGCCCCGGAAAGGCGCCCCGGCCCGGGCCCUCCCGCAGGCCCGCUCCCGGUGGCCGCCCCGUCCUUGCUCUCUCCAGCUGGUUUCCCUUUCUGUCCGGGCGGUUCGUUUGCCAUCUGCCCUCCUUUGCCGUCCCAGGCCCUCCUGGACGGUUUUGGUGACGGGGAGGUGAAAGGGGACGAGUCAGAUCACUUUAUUCCUUCUCCGUGGGAGCCAGCCUUAGUCUGUUCAAAUCGCUCGUGCCAGCCAACCCCCCCUUUAAAGACAUCGGGCGCGGUUUGGGUGCACCGGAGCCGCCCUUACUUCCGUGAGCCACAGCGCACGUGACAGCGGGGCCGGGCCCUGGGUGGCACCUGCCCAGGGACCACCUGUCCUGGUCCCGACAUCCCUGGAUCUGUGUCAUUUGCGUUCACACAGCUCCCAGACUCUCCGGGGGUGACCCCGGGCACUCGUAGCAAUACUGGAACCACCGGGUGAGACGGGAGGGAAGAAGCUGUCCAGUGCCUUUGGGGCUGCACCUGCAAUAAAGAAAAGAGGUCCUGGAAAGUCGGUCCGGAGAAUCGGAAAGACAGAGGUUUCGGAAAUGUUCCCCCAAGAGAUGCCAUCUGCAUAUAGUGCUUUUUCCUCUUGCCCUUCGGCUCGUUUCAAUCUCACAAUGAUGUAUUUAAUUCUCAAAGUAAUAUGUAUCUAUAGCCAUUUGUUGACACUAAUACAGAUGAUUAAGGAAAACAGCUGAUCUUUGGGAAAGGGGAGCGACCAACACUUCACACACACAUACACUAUAUAUAUAUAUAUAAAAUUUGCUUUACAGGGAAAUUCUUCAGGGUUUACAAAAGGAUAUGUGAUUGGUAGUAGGAGACACAGAAUGUUUAUGAAGAAAUUGCAUUUUCUUUUUUCUUUACAUUUGAACUCCUUUAUAGUUUAAAUAUACACUCUUGAGAUGGGCACAUUCCUACAGCUGAGGAAGGGGUCUUGAGACCUCCUAAACUUGCAUACUCAGUUUUUUGGAUAUUGUAAUAAAAAAGUAUUAUGACACGA